Molecule: messenger RNA, 4403 nt
Organism: Brassica rapa (field mustard)
Lineage: Eukaryota; Viridiplantae; Streptophyta; Magnoliopsida; Brassicales; Brassicaceae
Product: polyadenylate-binding protein-interacting protein 9
Molecular function (GO): RNA binding
Source: RefSeq, a predicted model, not a curated record
CUUGUAUAUGUGUCCAAGAAAGUUUCAAUGGCUUAGUGGUAUCUGCCAUAUAUUUAUGUUAUACUAACCCGGGUUCGAUCCUUACCUUUGCAUUGUUUUUUUCAUUUUUUACAAAAAGAUAAAUGUGAUGACAUGGUAACUUCGGGUUUUCUGAUUGGACGAUUUUUUGUGCUUACGUGGACAGUCUAAGAGGAGCUUAUAUCCCCUUUUAGUAUAGUAUAGAUAUCUCCAAUCGCGAAUUUUAUUUUUGUUAUUUAACAUUAUUGCGAGUGUAUUAACUGCUUUACGAGUUUGUAGUUUGAUUGGUCGAAAAGACACAUACUGAAAGCAAUACCAUAAUAUUUUUCAUGUAACUCGUUAAAAGCAAAAAGAUAGGCCACGUUAGUACAUUCCGUUUAGCUUCCUGUCAACAUGUAUAGUGUGUUGCUGUGUUUCACCUACCAAUUGUAGUCAAUUCUUUAACUAUAUACAAUGUUUUUCAUAGUAUAGAAAUGUGUUUUUUUAAGAGAAAAAAACUGUACUUUUUAUGGGGUUUAAUAGAAAAGAAACUGUAGUAUCAGACCCAUAGUAUAGAAAUGUUAAAGGAAGUUUCUUGGUAACAUGAUUUGCAAGCGAUGAAAAAGAACUCAAUUCCAAUUUUGUUGGCUCAAAGCCUUGAUGCAAGUUUGGUUGUCAUCUUCUCCAAGUCUUCAGAUAAUUCAAGAAUCUUUUUGGUUUGUUUGUUUUAAGGAACGGUGGAAUUUGAUUGUAUAUAUGUAUACGUAGUCCACUAAUACUCUAUCAUACGUGAAUGAAAUUAACCAAUAUGUCGGUGAUAAAAUAACUGUAUUUCAAAAGCCCAAUAAGUCUAUAAUUUCAUUUCCAACGGCGUUUUUUAUCUAUAUUUUCUUUUCAUUUCGUUGUAAAAUAAACAGUCAUUUUGUUGGAGUUUGCAGGAAAUAAAUUCUUCAAACCCCUCAAAUACAUAAUAAUAUAAUUUUUAUAAAUAGAGUAUUUAAAUUAUAUAUAUAUAUAUAUAUAUUAAUUUUUGAUAAAAUAAAUAUUAAUAGUUAGAAUGAACAUGUUAUUAUUGAUAUUUUAAGUAUAGUUAUACGGGUUAUUUUAACGAACAUGAAAAAUAUUUAUUAAAUAUAAAACUAACUGAACAGAGCAUAAAACAUAUUUCAAAUUAGACUUGGGUGCUUAAGUAUCCGUUGGGAUAUAUAGAUGGUUAUUUUACAUUUCUGUUCUAAUUUAUAUCACACCAUAUGUCUCAUUCCAGUAAAUUUGUAAGUAUAAAUUGGAUUUGAAUAUAACAUACCAGUUUUGGUUCUAAUUUGUAUCACAUUCUAAAAAGUCGUAUAUCGUUUGGAUUUGGUUUAUAUUAGUUUGGUCCGGAUACAUCUUAAUUUAAAUUCAAAGUUUAAAAACAAAACAUAAGAAAUAAAUACUUAUUUAUACAGAAUUGGAUAUUUAUGGAGUUAUAAAAAUUUAAAUAUUUAUUUUUAGAUAUCAUUUCAAAAUAAAUAUAAAAAUGAAUAUUUGAUGUACAUAUUUAUGUUUUGAAUAUUUAUAUUUGUGAUUAAUUUGGAUAUUCGGAUCGGUUUUUUAGAUUUUUUUCGGGUUAUUCAUUCGAGUUUGACUAAUAAUACUUUAGGUUCAUAUAUGUUUUGUACCAUCAUAAAAAAUUCAUUAUGGUAUUUUUUUACAUUUCGGACCGGAUACAUAUUUUUUUCUUCGAACUUCGAGUUAUGAAUUAUAUGCCUACACCUACUUUAAAUAAAGAAAAAAUAUGAUUAUAAUAUGUUUUAACCGAAAAAUUAUUCAACGUGUUCAAAGCGCGAAUCAAAAUCUAGUGUCAAACUAGUCCGAUCGAUGAUGGAGCUCAUUCUACUUAGUAUUUACCGGUCUGUCACAUUUUUAAAUAACCCGAGCCAAAGGCCAAGUUACAAGGUAGUCCAUGUAUAUUGGUUAUUUGAUGGCGGAAUCGAACCCACACACCAUUCGCAUGUUCCUCGAUAGGAUUUGCCAAUUUUAAAGAAAGAUUUUACCACUUUUUUGUCAUAUAAACACUUAGGUGAUUAUGUGAUAUAUCCUGAAGUCAAGAAAGCAUCACAGACACCAUUAUGCAUGGACAAACGUUCUGGAUUAGGCAAGUGUCAAGUUUCUAAGACUUCUGGUGAGCUCUUUGAAACUUCUUUCAUUCCAAUCACAUAACAAAGAAGGCUCUUGUAAAUCACGCAAUGGUGUUAUACUGAUGUAUCAUUCAAAUGAGAAUGUAACAUACCAAAAAUAAUUACUUGAAGAAUCAUUAAAGCUGAAAAUCACAUAUACAUUUAUAAAGUUACCACGAAGACGGUGUAUUCUGUUGUUGAAUAAUCCGAUCGAUGUUUCUUAAACAAUCAAAAAGCGCCGAGAUUUCAGAAUAAAAUAGAUAGAUCAUUAUUUAAAAAUACCGGAAAAGAGCUAGAAAAACGAAACUUCAACAUAAACAAGAAAAGAAAAAUAGAUAAAAAUCUUAACAAACUCAAAGAUUUAUGCAGCAUUAGCAGCAGGCAACGGACUUAUUAAGUAUUUAACGAGUCUACGACACACAAAAUGUUUUAAAAAUGUAAAAACAACACGAUGGAACUAUAAAAAGAAAAGAAGAAUAGAAUCAGAAAAUGGAAUAAAAAUAAAAGUGUGGCGAAUUUGUCACUUUCUAUGAUUCUUUUAUACGAUGAACAUAAAAAUUUUACUUUAAUUACAUCGAAAGUUAGACAAUUAUAAACUUAAAGGCCUUCUUGCAAAUAAGAAGAAGCUAAAGGCCAAAAGAUAAUUAAAUAUGCCUACUCACAAGAAAAAAAUAAUUAAGAGUUUUGAUCACUCUUAUGAAAAUAGAAAAGGCCAAAAGAGAGAGAGCGGCUAAAACGGAAGCAAUUCAUUCCUUUCUUUGACUUUAUCUCAUAACCACACAACAUAGAAUUGUUUUCUUUUGUAAUCGCACUCUUUUUUACCCUCAAUGAGCUGAUUAUUACAUUUCGACUCACUCACUUUUUAUAUAAUAUCAAGCACACUCUCGUGUUUGCCUUCCCUUAAUUUCUUAAAAUGGAUUUCAAGAGUGUGACAUUUUAGGAUUAUUAGAAUUUUGUUCACCACCUCUAUUCGAAGUUUAAUAGAAAGAUUAUUCCUCCUUGUCUUUUGGGACUAAUAAGUUUUCUGGUAGUCUGAUCCAAUGGCUGCAACCACUGAGAUGCCCACUGACGUUGUCAAUGAUGUUAGUAUCAACAAGGAUGGUGAAAAAGGCAUUGAUAGCGGAAUUGAGAAUAACUCUUCGAUCACGACCUCGAAACCCAAAACUGAAUCCGAUUUGGAUAUGCAAAAGCUUGUGGCUAUGUUCAAGAAACUAAAUCCAUUGGCUAAGGAGUUUUUCCCUUCUUAUUACAAUCCCAAGAAGAACAAUCAGACAGGAAAAGACAAUCAACUUCUGUCUGCUGAUGAUGUGGCCGCCACAAAAAAACAAUCUGGUGAAGAAGUUGAUCUUAAUGGAAAGAAAGGUGACAAUAACCAGAAGAGAAGAAACAGUUAUAGCCAAGGUAGGAGGAGGUUAACUGGACGAAUUUCUAAGGCACAGAGAGAGGAUAGUAUGAGGAGAACAGUAUACGUUUCUGACAUUGACCAAACUGUGACUGAGGAGGGUCUUGCUGGCUUGUUUAGUAACUGUGGACAAGUUGUUGACUGUCGAAUUUGUGGGGAUCCACAUUCAGUUCUUCGAUUUGCGUUUGUCGAGUUUGCUGAUGACCAGGGCGCACGGGAGGCUUUAAGCCUUGGUGGAACGAUGCUUGGGUACUACCCGGUGAGGGUCUUGCCCUCCAAAACUGCUAUCCUUCCAGUGAAUCCCACAUUUCUUCCCAGGUCAGAAGAUGAAAGGGAGAUGUGUUCAAGGACAAUCUAUUGCACAAAUAUAGACAAGAAGGUUACUCAAGCUGAUGUGAGAAACUUGUUUGAGACGGCAUGUGGUGAGGUAACUCGCCUGAGGCUUCUUGGUGAUCAACUGCAUUCAACUCGCAUAGCUUUUGUUGAAUUUGCUCUGGCAGAUAGUGCACUAAGGGCGCUCAAUUGCAGCGGAAUGGUCGUUGGAUCCCAACCGAUAAGGGUAAGUCCUUCAAAGACACCAGUAAGGCCACGAAUCACUCGACCACCAUCCACAAACUAGGAAGAGACCUUACUACCUGGCUAUCCAGAAGAGAGAUGACUUCAAGCAUCUUUUUUUUUCUUUUCUAUUUUCGUUUUUUUUGGAGGUUUUAGAACAGUUUAUCUCCAGUUACAUUUUGUCUGCUUUCUGAAUUUGGAGUUCUUAUUAGGCUUUGUCUUUUCUGACUGAGAUACUUCCAUCUGUUUCAUCAUCUUUCUCUAUGGGAUUUUUUGAGCAUUUUCUUUUGAAA